Drosophila bipectinata is the source of this 777-nucleotide messenger RNA. RefSeq lists its product as uncharacterized. The record is from RefSeq and is a predicted model, not a curated record. NCBI's taxonomy places the organism in Eukaryota, Metazoa, Arthropoda, Insecta, Diptera, Drosophilidae.
UACAAAAAUACAAAAACAAGAAACAUAAAAACAAGUGCAAUAAGUCGAGACACAGUGCACUGAUUGUUGACUCAAAUUUUAAGUGCUACAAAUUUUCAGUUUUGUUUAUUUUUGUUUCGUUUUAUUUUGGUCGCCAACAAUUGGCGCAAAAAACAUACAAAGAUAGUAUGGACCUGAAAAUGGAGCUGGGCGGUUAUAUGCAAUCAUCACCCAAUGCCAAACGAUUCGUGGUCGAGGAUUCGAUUACCAAGGUCACUUCUGACGGGGAACCGCAUGGAAUGAUGACAAUGGUGGCUGGAUUAUCUGGACUACUGGCAGCCAUUAUAAUUCUAGCCGUUUUGGCCUCCAUGGUGGCCUGUCGCAAGCAGCGAAGUCCCUUAAAACGUAAGAGCCGCAGUUCCACUAACGUGGCCAUGACCAGUGUCCAGUCAGAUCAACCGCAAUUGGCUGGAAAUUUGAAUGCUGCUUUCGCCGAGAGCACCUUGACCCUGGACAAGGUAAAGGCUCAAGACCAGGAGACGCAGUGGCAGCCGACAUCAGUGGUUGUGGUGGAGCGGUAUUAAUUAUGGCACCUACUGGGACGCGUGUGGUUUUUUUUUAUUUUGUUUAGUAAACCUUUGAGACUGAGACUUAGCCUAAGGACUUCCAGAAUUAUCUUUUAUGAUAUAUAUGUAUAUUUACCUAAUAUUUUUUUGUACUGUUAAAAUUCAUAGAGAAAACAUAUUUAUAUUUGAACUGUAUUUAUAAAACUUAUCAGAAAAUUCAAAUGAAAUGUAA